AUGAUAACGUUGAAAGAUUCAACAACGCCAUCCACAUCAGCUCCUGUUGCCGUAGUUGUUAAUAAUUGUGUUUACACACCAUCACACUAUCAAUUUCUUGCUCAAUUCAAAGAAGAAAGCAGCUAUUCCCCAGUGUCAUUUCUUCCUAAUCCUUGCGCCAUGCUUCCAUCGAAUCAAGAUGCAACUGUGACUUCAACAACGGCAUCCCGAGAAGAUUUUGGCGAAUACCAACCUUCGUUGCAUAUUCCUUAUUCAUUUAUGGCACCAAUGUCCUCAUCAGGAGAAAAUGCCACCAUCGAUAUCGAAUCAGAGAUAGUCACAACAAACCAACCAUCUACCUCCAUGAACAAUAACCACCAUCUAUAUAUUGACAACAACCAACCUAAUUUUGAAGAGACAAACAUCUUUCAUGAUUUUACAUCUACAACAACAACAACAACGCUACGAAAUCGACAACAAAAUCAUGUGGACAUGCAAUCACCUCAAUCAUUCCAUCAUUCUGACAUUAAUCGCGUAGCGACAAACACAUUUCAAAAAGUGCCUCCACAACCACCGGAUCAACAACAGCAGCAACAACCACCACCACAAACCAUGGACUUGUCUAACUUGUCCAUCUUGUAUCCCUUAUCUGGUGUGGAUGGUCUUCUUCCUGUUGAUCAUGAUCAUGUGGAUCAUUUGAUUUCCUUUUUAAAGGGAGAUGGGUUCAAUCCAAACAACACCAUGGAUGGUCGUAUGACCAACAACAACAACAUGGAAUUACUUGUUCAAGCAAACAUGAGCAGCACGAAUGAUCAUUCUAAAAUGUCGUUCAAGAACAUGUUGGUUGGCGGUCAUGAAGCUACUACAUGUAACAUCGACACGACAUCAUCCUACAUGCAUGAUACAUGCAUCAACAAUGAGCAGCAACAACAACAACCAACUCCGCUCGUGCAGGAUAACAACAAUGCGUUUACGCCUCAUUUUGCUUUCAGGAAACGAAAGAACACGAAACGAAAAAGCAUCUCAUCUUCACCAUCAUCCUCUACUUCGAACUCUUUGGAUGAGGAUCCACAACAUGUGCAGCAUGCCGAUCUCAUUCUUGACGAUGAGGAUAUUUCCAAUGACCAAUUCGCUUCUGAUCUGCAAGAUCAAGACGACCAUUCUCAUUCUCCAACAAGUAUUCGCAACAAAUCAUCAACAGGCAGUACUCACAACACGAUUGGAGCUAAAGCUUAUCCAAAUGGGAGAAAACGAGCGAGCAAAGCAUGUUUGGAAUGUCAAAAAAGACACACCCGAUGUGGAUUUGAAAGACCAUGCGAUCGGUGUACCAAGCUGGGAUUGAAUUGUGUGGAAGUAGUUUCCACAAAGAAGAGAGGAAGAUCCACGGCCAACAUGAACAACAAGAACAAGUUGAGUGAGGAAACAUUGGAUCUUGCUCCAUCUCGAAAAAAGGAAAAGACAUCUUCCAGAGCACCAAAUCAAACUGCUUCACCAAGUUCAAAUGAAAGUAAUAUUGAGAAUGUUAACAAUGCUAGUGGUAGUAGCAUCAUUGAGAAGCAAUCCGAAUCGAGCAAUCCAAAUGAAGCAUCUUCAUCUAGUAUUCCAAAUGGGUCAGAGCAACUUCUUCUCAAACCAAUUCAAAAUCUUCAAGCUCUUCAUCAUUGA
This is a messenger RNA of Naegleria lovaniensis, 1644 nucleotides long. RefSeq lists its product as uncharacterized. NCBI's taxonomy places the organism in Eukaryota, Heterolobosea, Eutetramitea, Acrasida, Naegleriidae. Gene Ontology annotation, molecular function: zinc ion binding; DNA-binding transcription factor activity, RNA polymerase II-specific. Bases 1 to 1644 code for a protein of 547 amino acids. The transcript has a single exon. The record is from RefSeq and is a predicted model, not a curated record. Gene Ontology annotation, biological process: regulation of DNA-templated transcription.